This is a messenger RNA of Ochlerotatus camptorhynchus, 1178 nucleotides long. RefSeq names its product farnesol dehydrogenase-like. Bases 78 to 824 code for a protein of 248 amino acids. The transcript is spliced from 3 exons. The record is from RefSeq and is a predicted model, not a curated record. NCBI's taxonomy places the organism in Eukaryota, Metazoa, Arthropoda, Insecta, Diptera, Culicidae.
GAAUAUAAGCCGAUUGCGCAAGGUUUCAUGAUAUAGUUGCGGUUUGCAGUAUCGUUUGAGGACAGUUGAAAUCAAGGAUGGAACAGUGGCGUGGAAAGAUUGCCGUGGUUACAGGAUCCAGUGCAGGCAUCGGUGCAACCAUAGCUAUUCAGCUAACUAACGCCGGGAUGAUUGUGGUUGGAUUGGCCAGGCGUACUGAGCGUACGGAAGCUUUGAAAAAACAAGUGUCACCAAGCUUAAGGAAUAACUUGCAUGCCGCACGUUGCGAUGUGAGCAAGGAGAACGAGAUAGUUUCCAUCUUCAAAUGGAUCGACGAAAAGUUUGGUGGUGUGGAUGUUAUAAUCAAUAAUGCCGGCGUUGUUCGUGACACCAAAUUGAUAGAUUUGAACAAUACGCAAUCUAUACGUGACACAUGGGAAACUAAUGUCAUGGGCUUAGUGCUGUGCAGCCGAGAAGCCUACCAGUCGAUGAAACGAAGAUCUGUUGCGGGACAUAUUAUCAACAUUAACAGCAUUGUUGGCCACAGUGUUCCCUAUUCAGUAGAAGCUAUACUUUCAUCUUACAAUAUGUAUGCUCCUUCGAAGUAUGCUGUAACUGCAAUUACAGAAGUAACCCGCCAAGAGCUUCUGGGAGAAAAAUCUAAAGUGAAAAUUACUAGCAUAAGUCCUGGAGCAGUGAAAACGGAGAUAGCUGAUUUCAGUAAUGUUGAACUUCCACUACUCAAUCCAGAAGACAUUGCGCAAGCUGUGUUGUAUGCAUUAUCUACCCCACCACAUGUCCAGGUUCAUGAGCUGAUUAUCAAACCAGUAGGAGAGCGAUUCUAAGUAACCAGAUAUUGCUGCAGAAUAUUUGAACUACAAGUUCCAAACACCGACAUAACUCAACGAACCGCCAAAUUCCGCCCAUUUGGAUAUAAUUGUGAUAUUUUUCAAAAACAUAAAAACAAAACUAUAACGUUUUGAUUAGGUAUAUUAUAAAAUAUGUAAAACUUGCAUAAGACGAGCAAGAAUAAAAAGAUUCCGAGGUGCAUACAUUUAAAUUGUACCAUGUUGGAAAUGCUGGUCAACUACCACCCAAGAGCAGCUGUCUAGGACAGAUGCUUAGCAGCGUAUCUUGGUAAGGUAAAUGCAGCUCGAUGUACAUCCGUAGUGUAGUACCGCAUCUUCAUCUCGUCGAUC